This is a messenger RNA of Pseudoliparis swirei, 2241 nucleotides long. RefSeq names its product 5'-nucleotidase domain containing 3 (gene nt5dc3). Gene Ontology annotation, molecular function: 5'-nucleotidase activity. Lineage: Eukaryota; Metazoa; Chordata; Actinopteri; Perciformes; Liparidae. The transcript has 14 exons. Bases 489 to 2225 code for a protein of 578 amino acids. The record is from RefSeq and is a predicted model, not a curated record.
AUUCAAAAAAAUAAAUCCUUACGGGAUUUAUUAGUAAUACUUUUGAAAUCUGUGCUUACAUUUUCGUCUGUAUUGACUUUGAUUAAACACAUAUGCAGCCAGUGUGUCCUAUAUAGCUCAUUAUGACGUAGCAUCUUUAGAUUUCGGUCAGAAAUUGUAUUUAAUUAUAUAUCACAGAAAAUAUCCUAAAUCUCCAGAAAGCUCGACAAAACAGAAACUCCUGCCCCACGGAUAUCGAUCCUCUCCUGGCUCAUGCAUGUUGAAUACAUAUGUAUCCGGUUGUAUCGCAGUGUAUAUGGACAGUAGGCAGCGACUGAUCUCCAGACGCACUCGCCUCUGAUUCGCUGCUUCGCUGGGACUUUGCGAAAUGCGGAAGUGACGUUAAAAAAAAGCACCCAUCCAGGGCCACUUUCGGUAUUUACAGAAGCGCUGCUGAAUUUGUCUGGGAGCCCACCGCGACCUCCACCCGGGCUGCAACCCAGAGAGAAAUGGCGCCCUUGGCUUUGCCCCUGUCGUCUCUUCUGAAGCACAAGGACUGUCUGCAGAAGGCGAACGCGUUUUGUAAUGUAUUACAGAGUUUACACCACCGGCCGAGCGCAUCUCGCUCAUGGAAACGGAGUUUCGGUGCGGUGGCCCACGGAGCCGGUCAGUUAGUGUCACACCAACACAGGUCCCCAAACUAUGCAUCAUCGGUGUGUCGCAGCUCUACGGCCAGCCAGGACAUGCCAGGGCGGCUGUGGUCCGUUUACAAUGAGACCAAAAAGCAGACUGAAGCUUUGAUCCCGGCCAUUUUCACCAACUCCAUCAACCCCGACACCAUUUUUGCCAACAAUGAGAUGAGCCUACGAGACACAGAGAUCUACGGCUUCGACUACGACUACACCCUGGCGUUCUACUCCAGGCACCUGCACACCCUCAUUUUCAACAUAGCCCGGGACAUUCUUAUCACUAACCACAGGUAUCCAGAGGGUCUGAGAAACUAUGAGUAUAUUCCUGAUUUUGCUGUAAGAGGACUUCACUACGAUGUUCAGAAGGGGCUGCUGAUGAAGAUAGAUGCUUUUCACUACAUCCAGUUGGGAACUGUAUACAGGGGUCUUGAACCAGUCCCUGAAGAGGAAGUAAUUGCCAUGUACGAUGGUUGUCAUGUGCCUCUCGAGAACAUGAGCGACUUCUACGGCAAGAGUUCCCAUGGCCACACCAUGAAACAGUUCAUGGACAUAUUCUCCCUGCCCGAGAUGACUCUCCUGUCUUGUGUCAAUGACUUCUUCAUGAGGCACAACAUCGACUACGAGCCAGUGCAUCUCUACAAAGACGUAAAGGAAGCCAUUAGAGACGUUCACGUCAAGGGCAUCAUGUACCGAGCCGUGGAGGCAGAUACUGAGAAAUUCAUUUGCUAUGCCGAGCAGAGCCAUGCUGUGCUGAAGAAGCUGUCCGAGCACGGGAAAAAGAUGUUCCUCAUUACCAACAGCCCAUUUGACUUUGUGGAUCGAGGAAUGAACUACAUCGUAGGGAAGGACUGGCGAGACCUGUUUGAUGUUGUGAUUGUUCAGGCCGACAAACCGGGUUUCUUCAAUGACAGGAGGAAACCUUUCAGGCGAGUGACAGACAAAGGUGCUUUGCUGUGGGACAGGAUCCACAAGUUGGAAAAAGGGAAGAUCUACAAACAGGGAAAUCUUUAUGAGUUCCUGAGACUCACCGGCUGGAGAGGAUCCAAAGUGCUCUACUUCGGUGAUCACAUCUACAGCGACUUGGCAGACCUGACGCUGAAACACGGCUGGAGGACAGGCGCCAUCAUCCCGGAGCUGAGGAAGGAGAUCAAGAUCAUGAACACGGAGGAGUACAUGCACAUGAUGGCCUGGUUACAGGCGCUGACUGGACUCAUCGAGCAGAUGCAGGUACACAGGGACGAGGCGUCUCAAGCCGUCGUGGAGGAGUGGAUACAAGAGCGAGAAGCCAUGAGGUCGCAGACGAAGGACAUCUUCAACCCUCAGUUCGGGAGUCUCUUCCGGACGUACCACAACCCCACCUACUUCUCACGCCGGCUGUCGCGCUUUGCGGACAUCUACAUGGCCUCCAUCAGCUGCCUGCUCAACUACGACUUCCAGCACACCUUUUUCCCUCGGCGCACUCCCCUGCAGCACGAGGCCCCCUUCUGGCCAGAACACGGUCCUGCUGGUAUCAGCGUCUCCUCCCAGCUCAGCAGGAUGAAGGCAGACUCCCAUUAGAGAGAGAGAGAGAGAG